Messenger RNA from Epithele typhae, 5700 nucleotides. RefSeq lists its product as uncharacterized. The transcript is spliced from 6 exons. Bases 1 to 5700 code for a protein of 1899 amino acids. NCBI's taxonomy places the organism in Eukaryota, Fungi, Basidiomycota, Agaricomycetes, Polyporales, Epitheliaceae. Gene Ontology annotation, molecular function: ATP binding; protein serine/threonine kinase activity. Gene Ontology annotation, biological process: phosphorelay signal transduction system; peptidyl-serine phosphorylation. Gene Ontology annotation, cellular component: nucleus; cytoplasm. The record is from RefSeq and is a predicted model, not a curated record.
AUGUCCGACACGAGCCUGCCUCGACGACAACCUCCUAGCCCUCUUGUCUUCUCUCCCGAAACCGUCCUCAACCCCAUCCAACCCACUGCCAGUAGCAGCAGCACCGCAGGCAACUUCAGCAAUGGCACCGCAUCCUCCACCGUCUCUAUGCCCUUCGUCAGGCGACAUGUCACACGUCGUCUCAAGGCCGCCAAGUCCGAAUGCGACAAGGAGCUUCAGCGUGUCACGAACUCCAUAACGGCCUUCUUUGAGGAGCGUCUGCGCGAGGGCGACGCAGAGCAGGAGCGCGACCAACGAGACGUGGAGCGCGAUCGCGAGUCCCAGGCGGGUGAUAUUGAGCCUCUCCGUGAGGCCUUCGUCCUCCAGCCACAGGAACUUCGGUCUGCGCUCCAGUUCGACGACGUCAGUUCAGAUGGCGGCUACGAGGCAGAACCUGAAGGCCAUGGGCACAGUCGACAACGUGCGUCUCUUGACGAAGAUCAUCCUAAGCAGCCCACGCUGACCCAUCGGAUCUCAUCCUCCGGCCUGCUCACAGCGUCUGUCUCAUCCACGAGCCCAUCGUCCUUGCGACGACAUCCGACCCUUCCACGAGAGCGCUCCAUCAACGUGAACACCGGAACUUCCACUCCCGCAUCCUUAGCGACGCCCCCUCCCGAGGCAGUAAGCCCACGCAAGCAGGGCGAAUCCUCCCGCUCCGGUCAAUGGGCCGGUCAGAGUUUGGCUUCGCGUCGUCUUUCCCGCACUAUCCACAUCCCCGUUCGCCCGCCCCGUUCCGGUCAUAGCUCCCGGUCGACAUCGCGCUCCCGCUCCCCGCUCCCUCAACGGUCGAGUUAUGGCGAAUCGAGCAUGAACCGUCGAUCGUCCCGUAUACUCGUCGACGACCCAGUGGACCCCAUUAUGACCACCCUCUACGAGAUCAUCGCAGUCGCAACGGACGUCAUCGACAUGUCCAUUAACCAGCUCACCGCAAACCCCAAGGUCUGCGAGACCCUUGUCCAAAGGGUACAGAACAUCGGCAAGGCGUGGGACGAGCACCCCGACUGGCAUGGGCGGAACUGGUAUGUGCAAGUGCUCCUCGCCAUCGCGAGUUUGAGCCGUGUCGUCGAGUGGUGGGAGGCCGAGAAGCAGUUCUGGAACUUCGAUGACAAUGACGAUGAGCAGGAGGAGCCUCUCACCUUCGUCAUGAAGCCCGCCGAAGAGGAGAUCCCCGCGACCGCCCCUGCCCGCCCUGACCCGGAGAACGCUCUUAGGCUGACACCCGAAGAAGAAUGUCGACUACGGAUGUCUCGCACGACCAGUCAGAACAGGCGGUCAAGGGACGAAGCCCCGAAGGAGAUCGCUGCAUCUGCUCCACUGCAUGAGCCCACCACGACGGUGCCACACAAAGAAUCUGACCACCCCAAGCAUCCGAGCACAAACGAGUCUGCGCGCGUCUUGGCAACGGAGCGCCUGCGGCUACAAGCAGAGACCGCUCAAAGUCAGAAUAUCGUGAUGGAGCUUAGUCUAGAUGGCGACCAUUUCAUCUGGAUCAACUACGCAUGGCACAGCGCUAUUGGUACCGACCCGGAGGAUUACUUCGGCACUCGCGUUUCCAAGUUGCUGGCCCCUUCUGACUGGCACGUGUUUCGGGAUGCAACGCGACGACUGCAGGAAAACGACUCACACACCAUCGAGGUCAAGUUCAAGCUUCGAAUAUCUCCCAACGAUGACUCUUCGGGCUCUUCGAAUCUCUACCAGCAGAUGGAGGGCAGUGGCAUGCUCAUGAUCGACCGAGAGGAUGGUCGACCGACACAUUCCAUGUGGGUCGUACGGCCUGUCGGCGCUCCUGAAGUUCUCCAAGCACCUCCUUCCAUCCUUCUCGAGACCGGGAACGUAGGCGACGAACCAGGAUCGGCCGAGGCAGCACAAGUCGGAUUUGGCAACCGUGGCGCGAUGGAGCCAGUGACGCCUUUCCCAUUCGCACGACCGAUCAACACCUCCCCGAUCCUCUGCCGCAUCUGCGAGUGCAGCGUCCCACAGUGGUACUUCGAGAAGCACAACGAGACCUGCAGCGAAGUCCACCGCCUCGAGGCCGAGAUAGCAGAAUGCAACGAGUCCAUCUCCGAGCUCCGCAACACGAUCCGAGAACUGCAGAUCGCCAUCGAAGGCUCGCCCGGAACCAUCCCCGAGUAUCGUGGAAUGCCCAUCUUCCUGCCCUCCUCAUCACCCGGCUCGUCUUCUCCGCUCCAGCUUCUCCGCGCGCCGCUGAAGAUGAAGCGCCUCAGCGUCAAGAAGAUGCAGCGUCAGUUGCUCGAGCAGCUCGACGACAUCCUGCAGACUGCUGCGGAGGUUGCCAUCCCCGCGCUCAAGGAGGACGAGGCGACGGAGCCGAUCGAGCGCCAGCGCUUGCUCUCCCCUGCCAGCGAGCGCAAGAUGUCUUCCAUCCGCCACUGGAACCGGCCGUCCAUCGAGGACGCGGCCCUCACGCAGCUCAUCGAGGACGUCGAGCGGCUCAUGCGACAGAAGAUCGACAACGUUGUGCGCAUGCAGAACACGAUCAAGUACUCGGAGAAGAUCCGCCAGGAGUGGGAGGAGAAGGUUGAGCAGACCCUCUCGUCGUACAACGAUGAGAGCUCGAGCGAGAGUGAAGAGGAGGGACAGGAAGAGCACGAGGUUGAAUCUGGUCGAGAGGAGCAGCAGCAAGAACAGGGCCAGGCGUCUGAUGAAGACGAUGACCAUUCGAGCACCACCUCGGAGUAUGCGUUCACAGGUCAGCAGGGCUCGUCCGACCCCACGCCCGUCGCAUCGGCAUCACCCAUCCCGUUCAGCCCAGGACGCGAGCCACCGCCUGCUUCUGCUGUGAUGAUCUCUUCGAGCCUCCCCUCCGUCUCUGCUGUUCCGGUCCCUAUGUACUGGCAACAAACGCACACACAGCCGACGCGCAGCUCGACUCCCUCGUCGAUCUCGUCUCCUCUCGCGUUGGCAGCUCCAAUAGUAGCCUCUCAUCCUGAUGACCAGCCCCCGCAUAUGGACCUCAAUGAGCCUUCACCGAGUCUGCCCAUCUCCAGCAUGACUAUUCGUGCCCGGCGCUCGCCUCAGAACCUCGAGCCCAAACUGCUCAUCACGCCGCCUCUUUCCCCUAUGGUCUCUCCCCAGGAUUCGUCUCAUGGCACGCGGAGAUCUCACCGCAGGCAUUCCGCCGCCCAGCCCGUCAUCAGCCCCACCGCAUCGUUCUCUGGCACGCCCUUGUCACCUCGUCUGCCUUCGGUCGCACCUCUCUCGAGGACGACGCCGACGUCAAUCAAGGACUUCGAGAUCAUCAAGCCUAUCUCGAAGGGCGCGUUUGGAUCCGUCUUCUUGGCCAAGAAGAAGGCGACUGGGGACUAUUUCGCGAUCAAGGUGCUGAAGAAGGCGGACAUGAUUGCUAAGAACCAGAUCACGAACGUCAAGGCUGAGCGUAUGAUCCUCAUGAAGCAAGCGGAGUCGCCGUUCGUCGCGAAGCUCUACUUCACGUUCCAGAGCAAGGAGAACCUGUACUUGGUUAUGGAGUAUCUGAAUGGUGGCGACUGCGCGGCGCUCAUCAAAUCUCUGGGAUCUCUUCCCGAGGAGUGGGCGCGGAACUACGUUGCCGAGGUCGUGCUGGGCCUGGACUACCUCCAUCAACGAGGCAUCGUGCAUCGUGAUUUGAAGCCGGACAAUCUGCUCAUCGACCAGCAUGGUCACCUCAAGUUGACCGACUUCGGAUUGAGCAGGAUUGGUCUGCUUGGUCGUCAAACCCGUGCUCCUCAGCUUCUCUCUGACCGCGCUGCUCGUGGUCAUACCAGAGGCUCACCGAGCUCGAGACCGCCUUCGAUCGAUUCUACGUACAUGACACCCUCUCCUAUGUUCCCAGCAGAUCUUCUCUCGGGUGGAGGUUCGUACUUCAACCACAGGACACCAUCACUGCCUCGCCCCGGGUCAUCACCUUAUCUGCCCCUUACAGAUGACCCGAGCGAGUCGAGCGGUUCGGAGUCUCUGGCUUCGGGUUUCUUGUCGUUCCGCAGGAACGGCAACACCAAGCAGCUCUCCGAUAGUCCUCUUCAAUCGUUCGCGACGGAACUGGCGAACGACCUGCGUUCGCAUCCCACGCCUGGAGGCACUCCACCUGGUGAUCAGAAAGUCGUGGGUACCCCAGAUUACCUGGCCCCUGAGACAAUCCUGGGAUUGCGUGGAGACGACGCGGCUGUCGAUUGGUGGGCGCUUGGCGUCAUUACCUACGAGUUCCUGUACGGGAUCCCUCCAUUCCAUGAUGAGACGCCUGAAAAGGUGUUCGAGAACAUUCUCUCGGGGCACGUUGAGUGGCACGAGGAAUUCGUCGAGGUCUCACCGGAGGCCAAGGAUUUCAUGCAGCGGCUAAUGACCCUGGACCCAACCAAGCGUCUUGGUGUCAACGGUGCCGAAGAGGUCAAGGCUCACCCCUUCUUCGCGGGGAUCGAUUGGGACCAAAUCACGACGACCGAGGCGGCGUUCAUCCCGCAGGUCACCGAUCCCGAGUCCACAGACUACUUCGACCCUCGCGGCGCGGUGCUACAGCUCUUCCACGAUAGCGAGCAACCAGCUCCGGCUCAGCAGUUCACCUCCGACUCCGUUCCCUCAACCGUUGCUGGCUCAAGUCAUGACAUGCCCCCACCGAGUGUGCCCGCGUAUAGCAACCGCGACCAGGCAGCAUCUCCAGCCGACGACGACUUCGGGUCUUUCAGCUUCAAGAACCUGCCCGUGCUCAAGCAGGCGAACGAAGACAUGAUCCGGAAGAUGAAGACGGAUCAGCUAGCGCCCAUCACACAUGCACUCUCGGAGUCCUCGGGCCAUUCUCGGCGGAAGAGCAUAUCGAACCGAGUGGGUGGCAAGAAGCCCUCGAGCAUUGUCACUCCGGUCGACACCACCAAACCGCCACUGCCAAUCCCGACAAACCCGCCUUCUCCCGCGACGUCGACGUCCUCGAUUUCUUCUUCGGUGUCUCGCGGGCCUCCCACUCCUGGUUCCGCCAGUAGCCAUGCGCGAAAGCCGUCCGAGUUCGGUGCGGUCGAGCGCUUCAAGCUCAACCAUGGCGAGGGCGGAGACAUCUCGCGGCGGAAUUCGAUGCCGAGUAGGCUGCGCACCGCGUCGAUCAGCACGACCGACGACUCCGUGAGCGACUCGUGGAACGGGUCCGUCGUCCCACACACGCACUCGACGUUUGCCUCUACCUCCGAGGGCCUGAACACCCCUCCGUCGAGUGUCGCCUCCAUCGACCUCAAACGGGCGCCCGACCCUAGCGACAGGGCGGUGACGUGCCUGCUCGCAGAGGACAACCCGAUCACGGCGAAGAUCAUCGAGACGCUGCUGAUUCGCCUGGGCUGUCGGUGCGUCGUCGUCGCGGAUGGGUCGGAGGCCAUCAGCGUGGCCAUGGGCGAUAUCAAAUUUGACUGCAUCCUGAUGGAUUUGCACAUGCCCAUCUUGGACGGUGAGGGGGCGGCGCGGUAUAUCAAAAGUACCAACAAUAGGAACACGUCCACACCGAUCAUUGCUGUCAGCGCCUAUAGCGGCGUGGAGGCGACAGAGGACCGGGACGUGUUCGCUGCGUACCUCGCGAAGCCCGUGCAGAAGGCGGACCUGGUGGCAGCGAUGCGCCAGCUCGGCUUCAAGACGUCUACUGCUCAAGGGCGCGGACUGGCGGCGACCAGGUUGACCUCCGCUCGGUGA